Fusarium oxysporum Fo47 is the source of this 2871-nucleotide messenger RNA. Its product is annotated as E3 ubiquitin-protein ligase. The transcript has 4 exons. The coding region runs from base 111 to 2432 and encodes 773 amino acids. Gene Ontology annotation, cellular component: ubiquitin ligase complex; cytoplasm. Lineage: Eukaryota; Fungi; Ascomycota; Sordariomycetes; Hypocreales; Nectriaceae. Gene Ontology annotation, molecular function: zinc ion binding; ubiquitin conjugating enzyme binding; ubiquitin protein ligase activity. The record is from RefSeq and is a predicted model, not a curated record. Gene Ontology annotation, biological process: ubiquitin-dependent protein catabolic process; protein polyubiquitination; positive regulation of proteasomal ubiquitin-dependent protein catabolic process.
CGGCCUAGGACACCAACUCUCACUGUCCAGCGCGCGCUGAGCUGCGCUGUUGCUGUGCUGUGCCGUGUCCCCCCUCUGGGUCCUGCAGGAGUCCAUCCCACUCAGCAAAAAUGAGGCUAGGAUACGAUCGAGACGUCGCUGAUGGAGAGGCCCGACUUCCACUCGUGCGUCGCAGGCCCCUCCGCCCUGAAUCUCACGAUUGGUACGGCCCCAGUGACGUCGUGCCCUAUAACCAGUACCCAAUGCCCCAUCGGACACGAAUCGACGAACUACAAAGGCCCAACGGAAGGACACCCAGGGGAUAUUCCAGGAGUAUGAGUCUCGAUGCAUACCCGCCUACAAUGCCCAUGCCGCCAGCACACUUGAUGCGUGCCUCAACAGAUGUCUACAAGAAACGCCCUCAGUUCUCGGUAUAUGAAGCAGGCGAAGACGAUGAGGAUGAUGAACGCUGGCCGGCUAUGAAACCACGGGGUAGACACCCGGAGCCCGCGAGGCCCCGGCAGGUGGUCCGAAGACGGAGAGAACCUACGCCCGAGUCGACACCGCCGAUAGAUAGUGAAAGCGAGAGUGAAAGCGAGAGUGAAAGCGAGAGCGAGGAGGAGAGCGAUGAUCAAAACCAGAUAGAGGUUGUGGUGGAAGAACCAGAGGACAAACAUAGACGCCAUCAUCGUCGACACCGUCGAUCACCCAGCCCAGACGAUUAUCUCAGCUCACCAGAUGAAAGGAGAACACCACGGAGGCGGAAUAGAAUACCAUCGCCAUCGACCUCCGACGAAAGAGAAAUAAGAUAUCGACAGGCUUCUUCUGAAAGAGGCUCACCGGACCGCAGACCUGCUCUGAGACGAGAGGUUAGCGAUACACCUAGAUACAGUCUUCCCACAAGAUUUAACAGUGUCCUCGGUGCUUCUCGGCCGCCUGUAGCUUCUAGAAGAACUGCCAAGGUGGCUGAGUCUCGUGAAUUAGUCCGUGAGGGCCGUCCCCGGAGACUACCUAUAGCUACAAUUGAAACUGUUGAAGUCUCCAGGGAGUCUUCACGACGUCCCCCAAGUAUAGCCCGCAGCGGCUUUGAUUCAUCCAGAAAUUCAUCCCCAGACCGGCCACGUCUGAUUCGUGACUGCAAGGGCUGUUUAGAUGAAGUCCCCGUAUCCAAAUGCCCCAAACUUGAUUGCGGCCAUCGCAUGUGCCACAGCUGUCUGAAGAGGCGGUUCAAGCAAUCAAUGACGGAAGCUGAACAUAUGCCGCCAACAUGCUGCACCGAUGCCCACAUUGGUCUGGAGCAUGUUGACAAGCUUUUUGAUUCUACGUUCAAAAGAAUAUGGAACAAGAAGUUUGUCGAGUACUCCCUCAGGAACAGGCUCUAUUGUCCCUCUCGACGAUGCGGUGAAUGGAUUCGACCAGCUGAUAUUUACCGCGAUCGCGAGACGGGACGCAAAGCUGCUCGUUGUGAUCGGUGCAACACUAAAGUUUGUGUCGCCUGUAAUGGCAGGUGGCACUUUGCGAGCAAGUGUCCUAGGGACGAAGAGACGGCGAUGUUUCUUGAGUAUGUCAGAGCUGAAGGGCAGAAGAGAUGCUAUAGAUGCGGUGCUUCAGCUCAGCUCCGAGAGGGUGAUAAUCAUGCCUUAUGUCGAUGUGGUGCCGAAUUUUGCGUCGUGUGUGGAGAGAAGCCCAAGAGAUGCGAAUGUCCAUGGUUCGACCCUGAUGCUCCCGAAUCCGAUCACGAGCAAGAGGUUACACAUCGAGGCGAGAUUCAGGUCUUUCGUGAAGAUAGCACUGAAGAAGAAUCUCGUGUUGCUAGACGACCACGAAAAGCUAAACCUACACGACCCCCGAUCUAUGAUGAAGAAGCUAUCAUGCGUCAACAACAGGAGGAGCGUGACGAUGAGUUGGUUCGCAGGUCUCAUUAUCAUGGCAAAGACUACGAAUACGAUAUUGGAGGUGCUCCAGAAGUACCUAGGUCUAGCGAUCCUUACUCAGGCGAUAGUCCUCGCCGUGUAGGUCGCAGAGUCGUCGGUGGUGCUCCUCCAUCACCAAGCCGAGCAGACUUCGAAAGAGGCACCCCCAGGAGUGGAGGAUACUACGCCGGCCGCAUGGACAGACGCCAUGCCGAAGACCGUUACGCUCCAGACUCUCCGGGCAUGCGACCACCACCAAUGGGAAUGCCACCUCCCGUCAUAGAGGAAGGAUACCGCGGAGGUGUAGGACCUCUGAUCGUGGAGCGUGAUCCAAAUACUUACGACGACGACGAUUCGUACUACAGCCACAGCUCGCGCAGUCGAAAGGGUACGCGACGCAGCGAGAAUCGAAAGUCUUCCGAGCUCGCCGGUCUCGGUCCACGGACCCCGGGACUGAACCGGAUCGACGUCUGGCGGACGUUUGUUGAGCCCGGUGAUCCCGAGGGAGAGAUAGCCGCUGCAGCUGCCGUGACUGCAUGAAACUUAAACGAUAACGAAUUUCAUAUACAAUUUUUAUCUCGAGCAAGAUUGAUAGAUUGUCUUUCUUGUACGAUAGUCUUUCUUUUUUUUUUGGUCUAGGGUUUAAUUUUGGUGGGGAGUCUUGUCGCAUGGAUUGUUACGCAAAGGCCAACAGAACUCUCUAGACGCAUGACAUGUCAUGUCAUGGCAUGGUAUGGUGUGGUAUGAUGAUGGUAGGAGCAUAAGCAUAAGCGUGAGUGUGAGCAUCGGGUCGGACAACGAUAAGAAGGAUAAUGCUUGAUGUCAUCUAGCCCUUGAUAUUUCUUCAUAAAUUAUGCAUUCUUCUCCCAAAAUACGGAGGUCGCGGUCAAAAGUUUUAUCUUACGCUGAAAUCGCUAGUGCCGACCCAAGUGGGAUAGUACUUCUAAAUUGGUCAAUUUUGCACCUAAUUACCCCUGCC